Molecule: messenger RNA, 2356 nt
Organism: Schistocerca cancellata (South American locust)
Lineage: Eukaryota; Metazoa; Arthropoda; Insecta; Orthoptera; Acrididae
Exons: 6
Coding region: 109-618 (169 amino acids)
Source: RefSeq, a predicted model, not a curated record
CCUGGCCUCGCCAGCUGCAGACAACGCCCGCCACCUCACGGAGUUUGAGCAGCGAUUUUUGGGUGUCACAUGACCUCAGAGCUACGUUGACGCUGUGCAGUCUUCCAGAUGAGCUUCUACAGGUUAUGGCUGCAGCAAAGCCCACACGUGUUCGCUUUCAUUGGCUAUGUUGGAUCUGGUCUGGUACUGCUGGAGACAAGUGUGAAGCUGGGAGUUGACACGGACAGUGUCUGGUCCCCAGUUGGGAUCCUGGGCCACCCAACAUGGUUUCCAAUAAACAAUCCCACAAGAUACCUUAUCGCUGUGAUGACCCAGAUACACUGCGUGUUUUACAUUAUUGCGUGUUUUUACCUGCAAGAGGCGCGAUUCCAGGAAAACGUGAGGUUGGUGCCCUUCUGGUAUCUGAUGCAAACCUACAUUAUAAUGUAUCAGUUAGGCCUGGUAAUCACUUUCGGACGCGAGUACAGCACUUCCAGGUUCAAUUUAGCUAUUUGUGGAAUUGUGUAUAAUUCGGUAAUCCUGGCGUCUGGAAUUAGCACCCUUUCUCGAUGGUUAUCAAAUAAACUAUUUGAUGACGACAAUCGACACGACGGUUGUGUACCCGACAGCGGUCAGUAACUUCCGGCUGACUGCAGACAUAGCGUGUGUUUGAUCCAACGUAGGCCCAGUCCAGUAGCAGUCUGUUGUCACAGUUUCCAGCACCCAAGCAAGCAACACGGUCGGUCAUAGCAGCGCAGCUGGACAGCCACCGACCAUCGAGAGGGAGGUCAGUCAUGUGGCCAAGCUAAGUUAAUGUGCCAACAGGACCAUUACCACAACUUCGACGUUGGUUCGUCAAAGCGAACGUGACCACGAACGCAACAGUGAACUGCCAACAGCCCACUGAGCGUCGGUGACCAUACUCUGCAGGUCCACAAGGGGGGCCUUGUGCUACGCAACACUGGCCGCAUCAGCAGCCAACAGAACUGCGAUCAGCCUGACAACCGGCUGACGGAGAGUGACCAUUAUCAAGAUAGCCAGCUGAUGGGACACAACAGGUGUGGUCAUCACCACGUUGCUCGACUUAACACUGAACAGCAUGACUCUGAAAGUAACUAUCCGUACUGCAACCUCCAUCGCGGUCAGUCUGUUACUGCAUGUCAUCAAAAUCAGAGUAGUUGACCUAGACAGUUAGAUACGGCUGUGAGCCCCGCGGUGGUAGCCAGAUUGCCGACAGAGCGAGCGCAGCCGUGACCACGAUCGCAACUGUACCUGGGAAUGCGAGCGCGGCCAGUCCGGCAGCCAACUGGGACAGUGCAAGCUCGAUAGCGACUGCACGUACGGCAGUGGUCAGCCUGACAGCCAGUUGGGUGUUAGUAACUGUUAGUAACUGUUAGUGUGAACGUGACAGUGGUCAGCCAGUGUUUUGAUCAAAUGCUGAAUGUAUCUGUGUCUGAAAGUGAAAGAGACUGCCGCUUUGAACACAUCUGUGCCCAGGCCUCUGCAGACUCCAUAGACUGACUGAUAAGGAUCACUGGCACACUCAAGUGGACUUUGAACUUGACCAUAGUUGGGGUGACCUCACAGCAAACAGUGUGUGUGUCUGCGUUUGUGACGGUGACUGCUAUUAUUUACAACACCUCUGUGGACAGUGCAAAGACUACUGCGACCUCAUCCCGACAGCAAAAAACGUGUGCAUGACUGCGACCUUAUGUGCCGCUGCGUCAGCUGUGAUUAUGUUGACAGUGUACAGUAACAGUGACUACAACUAAGAUUAUGGCGACAGAGGCUGCGUGACUGACGGCGACCAUAACUGUAGACUUGCUAACAGGUGUGAUCACCACCACCAUGUUGGUCGACUUAACAGUUUACAGCAUGACUUUCACAAUGACUAUCCAUACUGCAACCUCCAUCGUGCUCAGUCUGUUAGUGCACAUCAUAAAAAUUAGAGUUGUUGACCUAGACAGUGACGACUCUCUUGGCGUGGUACAGACAUCCAUAAUUUCUAGGAUUACAAUGAUACAGGUUGCACAACUGAUGCACACAAAGCUGUUGAUGCAUAUAGAUGAUACAGUGGCGAGCAUCACAGCAAUAAAAACGGAACAUUAUGGGGCAGCGUUGAGGCUACAGACGACCAGCCCCUGGAAAUCGAAGAGGAAACUCAUACUGGCCUCAGUCACUGCUGGCGCUUUCUACUCAACUGGUGGUGUGGCACAUUUAGUGCUUGGACAUCGGUGGUCCCUGCAUAAUGCAGUUGCUGCCAUGGUAGUGGUACGAAAACUAGCUGGAAUUGCUGUUGACGCUGACGAAUGUGACACUGUGCUAAUGAUUAGAUAAUAACAGCUCGCUGAUACUGCUACGUAUAAUCAGUCUCUCA